Messenger RNA from Epinephelus fuscoguttatus (brown-marbled grouper), 2469 nucleotides. RefSeq names its product KDEL endoplasmic reticulum protein retention receptor 3 (gene kdelr3). Lineage: Eukaryota; Metazoa; Chordata; Actinopteri; Perciformes; Serranidae. The coding region runs from base 322 to 969 and encodes 215 amino acids. The record is from RefSeq and is a predicted model, not a curated record. The transcript is spliced from 5 exons. Gene Ontology annotation, molecular function: ER lumen protein retrieval receptor activity. Gene Ontology annotation, biological process: protein retention in ER lumen; endoplasmic reticulum to Golgi vesicle-mediated transport. Gene Ontology annotation, cellular component: membrane; cis-Golgi network; endoplasmic reticulum.
GACGCUAGUUGCCGUUGUCCGAGCUGUCAGCCACGUCACCUCCUCUUCAACAACUUUCCUCCCGGACCUCUGCGGACACAGUUGAGUUUAUGAGUGGACUCAGUGGUCAUUUUAAUUGUUUUACUACAUGUGUGUCGAUAACGCGCCGACAAGCUACCGCACAGACUCGGAAUUCGCUGUGUAGCUGUUAGCUUUUUAGCUUUUUAUCCGCUCGUCAUUUGUUUGCAGUCGCAGAGCUUAUUGUGGCUGUGACCAGUGUCCAGAGGACGUGUAAGGCCUGUCAGGAGUUUUACAGAGGUUUUGCUAACUAAGCGGAACACAAUGAACAUCUUUCGUCUGGCCGGUGACGUGUCACAUUUGGUGGCUAUCCUUAUCCUGUUACUGAAGAUAUGGAAGUCCAGAUCCUGUGCUGGCAUCUCUGGGAAGUCUCAGGUGCUGUUUGCGCUUGUGUUCACCACCAGGUACCUUGACUUGUUCACUGUCUUCAUCUCUGCGUACAACUCGGUCAUGAAGGUGGUGUUCCUGUCUCUCUCCUAUGCCACUGUGUACCUGAUCUACAUGCGCUUCAGGAACACGUACGACUCUGAAAAUGACACCUUCCGUGUGGAGUUCCUGUUGGUACCAGUUGUCGGGCUGUCCUUCCUGGAAAACUAUGCUUUCACCCCAAUGGAGAUCCUGUGGACCUUCUCCAUCUUCCUGGAGGCGGUGGCCAUAAUGCCGCAGCUCUUCAUGAUCACCAAGACCGGCGAGGCAGAGUCCAUCACCACACACUACCUGUUCUUCCUCGGCCUCUACCGAGCCCUCUACAUAGCCAACUGGGUGUGGCGUUACCACACCGAGGGCUUCUUCGACCAAAUCGCCGUGGUGUCCGGCGUCGUGCAGACCAUCUUCUACUGCGAUUUCUUCUACCUUUACUUCACAAGGGUGCUGAAAGGAAGAGGAAACAUGAGCCUGCCGAUGCCCAUUUAAAACCGACGUCUGUGUCGUUCAUCCACCCGCCUGUGCCUGCUACAGCUCAGCGUCUGAACACAGACCUCGCCCUACAACUGUACAUGUAUUUAGCAAAGGGACUAAUGGUCUGACACCAUUCUGUAGACCAAACUGUGUGCACCUCUAGAGAUUGACUUUCUGUGUGAUUGGUACUUUGUGUGUGUGUGUGUGUAUGUGUACGCGUGCAUACAUACACUGUUGUUGUAAGAAGUUUGCAAUGUAUGUUUGAGUAUUUUUUUCUUCAUAAGAUGCAAAUGUGACACUGGAAAGGUGUCCCCUGAUGAUGUGCAUGUGGAACUUAAAUCCAGGCAAGUGAGUAACACUAUGGAAACUGUGUAUUUGUCUUUACUUUCCCUUUGAGACUUUGGAGACUGUUAGAAUGUUGAAUCCACAAAAUUGUAAAACAUUUAGAUUGUAUGGAGUUUUAGAUCCAGUCUCUCUUGAGUUUAAGGAAUACUUAUUUUCCUAUGUUUUUGUGUCUAAGUGACUAAUGGGAAUGUUUUUUAAAUUGAUCCAGUAUUGAGAGACAGCGAUGCAGUCAGCAGCUACAAAACAGGCUGCAAAUGACCACUUGAGGCAUUUGUGCACCCUAACUUUACGUCCAGUGUUUGUUUUGGCCACUGACAGGCUCAGAUUGUUUUUAUAGGUGUCUGACAACAUUAUGGAAAGGAUCCCUACAGAGACAGACAGAUUUUUGAAGAGUAAGAUCCUUUUUGUUUAGCCAGAAACAGGCGCGCAAUUGGCAUCGCCACACCAACCAAACUCCAUUUAAAUACACAGCGAUUUUAGCUAGUAGAGAGCCAGCAUAACUUCACAUCUGACUGGGUGAAUUAAGGGUUUAUUUUAACCAGACCAGAGCUGGUGAUUGUUUGAACGGUGGAUUGAACAACCAAGACGGCUUUUUAAGUCAGAUUUUGUUUCUGUCAACUUUGAAUAAAGUGUGUUUUAAGAUGAUAAAAUCACUGUUUUUUUAAAUGGAGUCUGGUUGGUUUGGUGAUAGGGAUUUGGGGCUGUUUCCAGUCAAACAAAAAGGAUGUUACUCCUCAUCAAAAAAGUCUAUCUCUGUAGGAUCCCUUCCAUAAUGCUGUCAAACACUUGGAAUAAUAAUCUGAGCCUGCUGGUGGCAAAAAAGGACUUGUGAAUUAAAGAUGUGCAAUUGCCUAGUAACGUUACAUUGCAUCCUGUUUCGCCACUGCUUGCUGCAGCAGUGUUGCUCAAUACUGGGAGUUUCAAAAAUUGUUGUCUCCAUUUGUCACUUCAUCACAAAAACAUAUGUAAAUAGGAUCCAGGUUGAAACGUCCCAAUGUUGCCCUUAAAAGCUGAAAAGUGCCCAGAGUUUCAUGUCAAAGCCUCCCACACGUUAUCCAAGUUUGACAAACUCAGUCUUGCCUCAUGAUUUACAGCAAUGACAAAUAUUGUAGUUUCUAUUUUUAAAUCGUACACUGCACUCUUCCAGUCAAGUCAGUUUUAUUUAUAUAA